Lolium perenne is the source of this 3468-nucleotide messenger RNA. RefSeq names its product protein CCA1. Gene Ontology annotation, molecular function: DNA binding. The record is from RefSeq and is a predicted model, not a curated record. Lineage: Eukaryota; Viridiplantae; Streptophyta; Magnoliopsida; Poales; Poaceae.
GAGAGCGACCCCCACAGGCUUCCGGCCACAAACACAGCCUCCACCCUGGAGUCUCGACGAGCCGGAGCACACAGCGAGGCCCGCACCCGAGCACCCGACAUCUCCACCCUUCUUUUCCUUCCUUCCUUCCUUCCUUCCUAGCUCGCGCGCGCACCCACCCACGCAAGCUUGCUUCUUGGCUAGUCUGCUAGCUAGCUAGCUAGAUCCCCAAAGCGGAGGUGCUUCUUCCGGAGGCGGAGCUGCUGCGCCGGCGCCCCGCCGCGGCGGUCGCUUGAGGCCGCCGCGCGGAGGGAGGGCGGGUGACGAGGCGACGUGGGUUGUUAUCUCUCCUUGCUGCUCGCCCCGAGGUACAAGUCUGUAGGGUCGACCUAGUAAUUUAGGGUGUAAUUUCUUAUUCUGGAUUUGCUAUUCAGGGAAAGAGCAUCUUAAUGUAAUGUUAUUAAGCAGGCAUAUGGGUUGUCCUUUAUAAGUGAUUGAGAUUGCGGGAGCUAAACUCAUGGAUGCUCUCUCAGUUUCAUACUGUUCGUGGAGGUAGAAGAGGUCCCAUUGGCGAGCCUGGGAGUUACCCUAGCCUAGCUGCUACGUGAUCAAUUAACUUAGAAUCGGAAAAAAGGAGUUACUCAGGGGAUCAUUCUUGAGCUUGAGGUCCUGCAUUUGUGCUGCCUGCUGUUUUGAUUCACGGACUACUCAUUUCCCUGUACCCUUUUAAGAAAAAUACUGGAGCUUCUGAGCUCAGUUUAUUCAGAGUUUUAAUCUGAUUCUAGAGUUGAAGAUCAAGAUAGGAGGAAGGUUAAACUCUUCCGACUCAUUUCAUGUGUGCAACAAGGCAACUGCAAUAAGGGCUUUCAGUAGAUUGACUCCAGAUGGAUCAAUUCAAGUAGAGAGGUGUAGGAGGAGGUAUGAGAUACUACUUGCAUCAGAUUCAGCGUUUGGCUGGAGACUCGGAAGGAGGAGCAGUGUUGUUUGUAGAAGACCUCAACUCCAAGUGACAAGGCGACCAGUUGUUGACACUUCCUUCUUUUUUGUUUUUUCCCCUGGAAAGAUGGAGAUGAAUUCUUCUGGUGAGGAAACAGUAAUAAAGGUGCGGAAACCAUACACAAUCACAAAACAACGGGAGAGGUGGACCGAGGCAGAGCACAAACGGUUCCUUGAAGCCCUCAAACUGUAUGGGAGAGCUUGGCAGCGCAUUGAAGAGCAUGUUGGGACAAAGACGGCUGUGCAAAUCAGAAGCCAUGCUCAAAAAUUCUUCACCAAGCUGGAAAAGGAAGCUAUCAAUAAUGGCACUUCUCCGGGGCAAGCUCAUGAUAUCGACAUACCUCCACCACGGCCUAAAAGAAAACCGAACUGUCCAUAUCCUCGAAAAGGUUGUCUCAGCUCUGAGACACCCACGAGAGAAGUUUCAAAUGACAAGCCAACAAAAUCAAAUGUAAGCUUGAGCAAUAGCAAUAUACAGACGGAAAGCAAUGGAACUCUUCAGAAACUUCAAAGAAUGGAGCUGUCCGAAAACGGUAAUUGCUCAGAAGUUCUUAAUCUCUUUCAAGAAGCACCAUCUGCCUCAUUUUCUUCUGUUAGCAAGAGGUCUUCAAAUCAUGGUGCAUCUAGGGCAAUUGAACUGACUAAAACAGAAAUCAAAGAUAUGGCAACCAUGGAAAGGAAUAUUAUAUCCAUUGAUGUUGAGAAGGAUGUAAAAGAUAAUAAUGAUCAGCAAAUGGAAAGUCUCAACAGAGUCCAAACCUGUUCUAAAUAUGACCAUUCUCAUGAAGAUUGUCGGGAUAACUCAAGGCAACACAUGAAGUUAAAGCCAAAGACAGUGGAGACAUCGUAUAUGAACCAACAUGCUGUAAGUGCUCCACAGUGCCAAAUGAAUAAAACUGGGGCAACUGACAUUCCAGUGCCUGGCACUGAAGGAAGUCAUCCUGAUCAAACAAAUGAUCAAGUGGGAGGAGCCAACGGAAGCAUAAAUGGCAUCCGUCCAACACUUCCUGUGGAUCCAAAAUUGAACAUCAGCUCAGCGGCGCAGCCCUUUCCCCACAACUAUGCAGCCUUUGCACCAACGAUACAAGGUCACUGCAACCAAGAUGCCUACAGGUCUUCUUUUGAUAUGUCAUCCACCUUCUCCAGCAUGCUUGUUUCCACAUUGUUGUCAAACCCAGCAGUACAUGCAGCCGCAAGGCUUGCAGCAUCAUACUGGCCAGCAGCAGACAUCAACACUCAUAUUCUUCCAAAUGAAGAAAAUCUUACUGAGAAUGCUCAAGGAAGACAUAUUGGCUCUACUCCCAGCAUGGCUUCUAUUGUAGCAGCUACAGUUGCAGCAGCAUCGGCAUGGUGGGCAACACAAGGUCUUCUCCCUCUUUUUGCUCCCCCCAUGGCUUUUCCAUUUGUCCCAGUUCCUAGUGCUUCCUUUCCCACGACGGAUGUUCAGCGAGCUUCAGUGAACUGCCCAGUUGACAGCUCAUCGAAGGAAUGCCAAGUAGCUCAAGAGCAAGAUCAACCUGAAGCUAUGAUGGUUGUAGCAUCUUCAGGGUCCGGCGAGGAUGGAAAAGCGGAGGUGUCUCUCCACACUGAGUUAGAGAUAUCUCCGGCUGAUAAAGCUGAGACAACACCUGCCACAGGAGCUGAAACAAGUGAUGCAUUCGGAAACAAGAAGGAUCGCUCUUCAUGUGGCUCCAACACGCCGUCAAGUAGUGAUGUCGAGGCAGAACAUGUUCCUGAGAAAGAAGACCAAGCUAACGACAAGACACAGCAAGCAUCUUGCAGUAAUUCUUCAGCUGGUGACAUUAACCACCGCAGAUUUAGGAGCAUCGCAAGCACAAGUGAUUCAUGGAAGGAAGUUUCCGAAGAGGGUCGUAUGGCUUUCGAUGCACUGUUCAGUAGAGGAAAGCUUCCCCAAAGCUUUUCUCCUCUGCAAGCAGAAGGGUCGAAGGCGGUUGCCAAGGAGGGACAAGAUGAAGCAGCUACAGUGACGGUCGACCUCAACAAGAGCCCCACUAUUAUCGAUCUUGAAUUCGAAACAUCGGUUGGGCCAAAAGCUUCCUUUCCCAUUGAAUUGACACACCUGAAUAUGAAAUCCCGCCGGACAGGCUUCAAGCCUUACAAGAGGUGCUCGGUGGAAGCAAAGGAGAAUAGGGUGCCUGCAGGUGACGAGGUUGGUACCAAGAGGAUUCGCCUCGACAGUGAAGCCUCCACCUGAUUUGCGUUCCAUGACAUGAUUACUGGCUUCUACAAGUAGUUUAUUUUCAAGAAAUUAUAAGUAUUUACAUCUAAGCUACUAUUGGACUUCUUAGUCCUUGCAAUGCAGUGUUUCACAAAACUCAAUUUAUUGUGUCUUGUAUGUUAAUGCUUGCCAAGCAGGCCCUCUAGACUGUCAACUAAGCAUUAAGCACCUAUACAUGGUACUUUCUUGGUAAAAGGCAAUUCUGCUUAUUUUUGUACAAUUUGGUGAAGGAUUAUACUUGGAAUUUUGCUUCA